AUGCCUCCGGCCUUGGAUUUGAAGACCCGGGGCGCGAGCGUCCACGACAUCGCGCGGCGCCUCGGCGAGCUGCAGAGCGUGUCGCCGGAGAGCCAGCUCGACAUGGCCCGGAAGAUGGAGACGUCGUGCUUCGACGCGGCCAAAUCGGUGGAGGACUACAAGAAGAAGAUCGACAAGCGCCUGGCGAAGGCCGCCAAGGUCCUCGCCGCCGCGAAGCCGGCCGGCGCCGCGAAGCCGCGCGCGGCGUCGCCGCCGCCGCCGGGGCCGCGGCCCGCGGCGCCCGCGGCGCCGCAGAAGCGCGCCGCGUCGCCCGCGCCGCCGCGCGCGACGCCGACGCCGCCGCCGCGGGCGCCGACGCCCGGGUCCGGGCCGCCGGCCGCGAAGCGCGCGCGGCCGCCCGAGCCCCCGGCCGCCGCCGCGGCGAAGAAGCCCCGGGUCGACGCGGCCGGGGGCGAGGGCCUGGCCGCCUACCGCGCCGAGAUGCUCGCGGCCCACGGGCCCGUGCUGCGCUGGUGGAUCGGCGGGGCCGCCGCGGCGCUCGGCCCGUCGCUCGCGACUUUGCGGGCCGUCGAGACGGGCGGGGACAAGCUCGCCGCGUGGCUCGCGGGCGUCGACAAGACGCUCGCCGACCACGCCACCGUCGCGCGGAACGUCCUCGACGGCCUCGAGCGCGCCGCGCGGAAGCCCGGCGAGUCCGACGCGGCGUGCCUCGGCCGCCUCCGGGCGACGAUCCCGUUGUGGUUGUGGUGCGACAAGCUCGGCCAGCGCAAGGCGACGCUCGACGCCCAGCUCGGCGCCUGCCUGGAGCGCUACGCGCCGAAGACGCUCGCGGACGUCGACGUCGCCGCGGAGGUCGAGAAGCGCUUGGAGGACGGCGACGGCGUCCUCGCGCUGCCGCGCGCGCUUCCGGCCGUCGCGUCCCUGUCGCUCCACCGCUGCGGCGACUACGUCGCGACCGUGCCCUGCGACGGCUUCAGGGCCGCCGUCUUCCUCGACCGGUCCGGGCCGGACCGCUCCGUCGUCGACGUCGUCGUCAAGGCGCUCGAGAUCUCGGAGGCCGCGCCCGCGUCGCGGCACGCGCUCUGGCGCCGCGUCACCGCCGACGUCGACGCCGCCGUCCCGGACCUCCUGCGCGCGACGCCGCCGGGGCCCCGCCGCGAGCCGCGGCUCGUCGCCGCCGUCCUCGCGGCCGUCGCAAAAGCCAAGGCCGCGCGGCUCGAGACCGCGGCCGAGGACGACGGGCCGCCGCGCGACCUGUCGGGCCCGCGGCCGCCCAUCCCCGCGGGCGCCCCCGAGGCGUGCGUGCCGUCGUAA
Messenger RNA from Aureococcus anophagefferens, 1314 nucleotides. RefSeq lists its product as hypothetical. The record is from RefSeq and is a predicted model, not a curated record. The transcript has 2 exons. Bases 1 to 1314 code for a protein of 437 amino acids. Lineage: Eukaryota; Pelagophyceae; Pelagomonadales; Pelagomonadaceae.